Eimeria necatrix is the source of this 339-nucleotide messenger RNA. RefSeq lists its product as hypothetical. The record is from RefSeq and is a predicted model, not a curated record. The coding region runs from base 1 to 339 and encodes 112 amino acids. The transcript has 5 exons. Lineage: Eukaryota; Apicomplexa; Conoidasida; Eucoccidiorida; Eimeriidae.
AUGUUGCUGGCAUACGUGCGGUCACCAGGCGAGAUGGCCCGGAUUUUGAGGGGAACCGCACCGUCGUUGUCUUCGUCACAUUAUUAUGACCCAGACACAGUCGCACGUGCAAAGUAUUUUGCUUUGGUCUUCUGCAGACUGCGGGCGCACGCGUUCCGUUACAACUCAGUUCGUUUUAUACUGGAAGGCUUCGAAUCGUAUGGUGUUCAUGCAGAAACGCAGGCGCACGCGUUCCGUUACAACUCAGUUCGUUUUAUACUGGAAGGCUUCGAAUCGUAUGAUGAUUAUGCAGAAACGCAGGGGUCGCCAGGAAGGGUGUGUGUGGAGCGAGACGAGUAG